Molecule: messenger RNA, 2438 nt
Organism: Seriola aureovittata
Lineage: Eukaryota; Metazoa; Chordata; Actinopteri; Carangiformes; Carangidae
Gene: rap1gapl
Product: RAP1 GTPase activating protein-like
Exons: 19
Coding region: 130-1824 (564 amino acids)
Biological process (GO): activation of GTPase activity; regulation of small GTPase mediated signal transduction
Cellular component (GO): cytoplasm
Molecular function (GO): GTPase activator activity
Source: RefSeq, a predicted model, not a curated record
AGUGAGAGGCAGGGGGCAGAGAGGAGGAGGAGUGACAGAAUGAUAGAGUGAAUUAAUUCAACCAUAGCCAGCCCUGAUUGACUCGGCAACAAACUGGCAUGUACAAACACUCACAGUGACACCAAAGCCAUGGAGAGAGAAAAGAGGAAUGACACGUCCUUCUCCAGGAAGAGAAGUUUCACUUUUGGGGCGUAUGGAGGUGUGGACAGAUUCACAUGUGGGGAUGAAACAAGACCUGAAUCUGCAGAAGACAACAUACUGGACAUCCUGGACUCUCCUGCCAGUGAGAGCAAGCCUUUCCUCUCAUCCAGCAGCAACCAGAAGGACACAGAGCUGUUUGAAAUCAUUGAAAAGCUGCAGGGCAGCAGGAUCGAUGAGCAGCGGUGUGAAUUCCCUCUGCCUCUGAAGUCUCAGCUUUUAACAAUAGGUGGAGAACUGCCGCUCAUUCUCCCUUCAAAGUCAGGGGGCUACUGGAUAGACCCCUCACUGGAGAGGCUUGUAGAUGUGAGUCCAACCUCUUCCCACCAUGGCCUUGAUCCAGAGAGCUACGACAUCAUGGAAAGAGACAGAGAGGCCAAAAUCUACCACGAGUUCUUCUGCUCGAGGUACCAUCAUUCAUUCACAGCAGUGGAUGCAUCUCUGGGGCCGCUGGUUCUCUCUGUGUGUUUGGAGGAAGAGGAGAAUAAGCUACGGGUGAUACUAAGAAUGAAGGAGUGCUCUUUGCAUGGGGUUUUCUCCGUGUCUCUCUUCCCUAACAUCCCAUCUGCUGUUGAAUUAGCAAAGAUGCUCUGUGACAGAGUGACUGUCUCAAAGUUUGAAGUGGUCAGCUACCUCAAGGCUCCAGAACUCAUAACUGCAUUUGAUGAACACAGAGUGUCUCCUAAUUUCAAGUUUGGCGUUUUGUACCAAAAGGAUGGGCAGUUCACCGAGGAGGACAUACUCAGUAACAACGACGAAAGCGAAGAGUUUAAAGAGUUCCUGUCCGUUUUGGGAGAAACAAUUCAGCUGCAAGGCUUCACCGGGUUCAGGGGUGGACUGGAUGUGUGUCAUGGUCAGACAGGAAGUGAAGCAGUCUUCACUUCCUUUCAUGGAAGAGAAAUCAUCUUCCAUGUCGCAACUAAACUGCCUUUCACAGAGGGGGACCAACAGCAGUUACAAAGAAAAAGACACAUUGGUAAUGACAUUGUAGCUUUGGUCUACCAGGAGGGCCAGACCCCUUUUCUAUCUGAUGUUAUCAAGUCUCACUUUCUGCACUGUUUCGUGGUGGUGCGGAGGAUUCAGAGAGGGGAGGAGGCAGGUGGAGCUGCGUACCAGGUGUGUGUCACAGCCAGAGAGGAUGUUCCUCCUUUUGGUCCAGUCAUCCCACAUCCUCCCGUCUUCACAGAUCGCUCUGUCUUGAGAGAAUUCCUUCUGACCAAGCUCAUCAAUGCAGAGAUUUCCUGCUAUAAGGCGGUGCGCUUCAGCAAAUUAGAGCUCCGGACUCGUUCGUCGCUCUUAGAGAGCUUGCAGGCUGAACUCUCCACUCGUUCCCAGUGCAUGAUGGGGGAUCCAUCACUCUCUGCUUUCCCCUCUUCUGAGGGUGUACGGGGGGCAUCUGAGGGGAGCGGAGGAUUCAUUGAAAAUUUUAAGAGAGCCAUCAGAGUCCGGAGCCAUUCUUUUGAGACUCUCGGAGUACCCAGGAAGACAGGUAGCAGUGCAUCACAGAAGCCAAAGACAGAGAAAGAUGGAGAGAGUGAUAAAUCUCCAGGAUCUCUGCCUGCUCCCGCUGACAGUUUGGGACCAGCUGAAGUCAAAGAUCAAGCGAGUCCUCAAGAGGAGACAUAGAAAUAAAUAUCCAUUUGUAGAUUUUAGACACAAAUGCACAUAUAGACAUUGCUAGCCUAUAUGGUUAUUAUUUUAUUAUCCAGGUGGAUAAUAAAAUAAUAAUAUAAUAAUGUAAAUAGAUUCUAAAAGUAAAUAGUAUUUCUGAGAAUAUAUAUUUUACCGUCAUAGCAGUGAUAUUCUAGAUGAAUAAAUUGUAUUUCAGUGAAAUGUACGACAUGUGAAAUUGCAGAGAAUAAUUUAAAGAAAGCAAUGAGUUCACUGCUCUUGUUAUUUAAUGUGAAAAUGUUACUUGUGUGUAAAUAAUCAGGAAAUCAGUUGUGUGAUAAUGUUGGAUAUACAUACCGAUGAUGGAGACAUAGUUUGGGAACAGCAGCAGAAAUUAUAUUAAAAAGAUGGGUUUAACGGUACGCUCAAAAAAGUGCUGGGUUGUUUCUGUAAACACAUUGUGGGGUUGAUGAUGCUGGUUCAUAAAUCUGGGUUGUUUUGGGUCCUAUGAACACACUGCUGGGUUGCUCAUGCUGUGUCAAAGGGGUUUUACCUCGAUAUUGUAGUGAAUUGUAAUGUAUCAGCUAAGAUCACUGACAUUUGAUCACAUUACAUUGACUUUUGAAUCA